Messenger RNA from Fusarium odoratissimum NRRL 54006, 1851 nucleotides. RefSeq lists its product as uncharacterized. The transcript is spliced from 5 exons. Gene Ontology annotation, molecular function: zinc ion binding; DNA-binding transcription factor activity, RNA polymerase II-specific; DNA binding. Gene Ontology annotation, biological process: regulation of DNA-templated transcription; DNA-templated transcription. Lineage: Eukaryota; Fungi; Ascomycota; Sordariomycetes; Hypocreales; Nectriaceae. Bases 1 to 1851 code for a protein of 616 amino acids. The record is from RefSeq and is a predicted model, not a curated record. Gene Ontology annotation, cellular component: nucleus.
AUGAAGAAGUCAAUAGCAUGCGGCGCAUGUCGCUCCUCCAAGCGCAAAUGCAUUCACUCAGGCGGUCCGCCCUGCACGCGCUGUCGCGACCGCGGCGACGAGUGCGUCUUCCCGCCCAAAGGCACAUCAUUCAUCUUCCGCCGGAGCCGUCUCGAGCGUCAUCGGGAUGAACUCGGAGCCGGGGCUGGGAGCCGGGCUGACUCGGAGCUCAUCCGGGCCGGGAACUUGGCCACCACAGACCCAUUCGGCUUCCUGACGGAUGAGGUCAAGAACAGUUAUCUGCGCUGCUCGUACAAGUGGUCGUUUCACCAUAUUCCGAAUCUCCUCAUUGCUAUUCGUGAGAGGAGGUUGGAUCCUUUGCUGGUUUGGGCGAUGCUGGCUAUCACUGUGAGGUUCUCACAGGCUGCACCGCCGGGGUACGCGACACAGGUCGAAGCAAGCAAUACAUUCGCUGCUCAUGCGCGGUCGCUCGUCCUGUCACUUGUGGACCAACCAACCGUUCAUCGCGCUCAGGUUCUUCUCAUGCUAACCGGGCAUUCUUGGGGCGCCGGUGAGGGCAGAAGAGCAUGGGUUUAUCUCGGUAUGGCAGUGCGCAUGGCCCAAGUCCUUGGUCUAUUUGAAGAACCACCACCAGCGAUAACUCGAGAGGACUUUAUCGACGCUGAAGAGAGGCGUCGCACCGCAUGGACUUGUUUCCUGAUGGAUAGUCUUCUCAGCGGAGGAAAGGGUCGCGACAGGAUGCUGUCGGGUGAUAAGAUGCGGAUCCAACUCCCAUGUGAGUCGGAUAGCUUCAAUUUUGGCCAGAUCGUGCUGUGCGAAAGACUCGAUGGCUCAAUGCCGGACGGGUCCGCGAUGGGUACUGUCCACGGCAGUCUAGGCAUCGUAGCCAACAGCAUGCGCGUCGCUGAUGUCUGGGGCGCCGUCGCCAAAUGGGCUUGUACACGGCACGACAACACUGUACCGCCAUGGCAGCCUCAGUCCGAGUUCCAGAUGCUGCUUUCCCGGCUUGAACUCUGGAAGAACUCAUUGCCCGAACGACUACGCUAUGAACUCUUCCUCCUACGAGCGCACAGCGUGUCCAACCAAGGCCAAGCAUAUUGCUACAUGCACUGCAUCUACUUCAUGAGCGUCAUCUUCCUCUACCGAUCUUACCUCCCUGAAGUUGAGAUGCAAAAGGCCAGAGUUGGCGAUAAGGAUUGGGAUCAAUGGUCAACGUGGUCAAGCAAAGAACUCGAGAAAGUAGCCGAGCAGGUCUGUGACAUGCUACAAGAGAUACGCGCAUUUGGGCUGUACUUCCUACGCGGUCUCGUUCCAUGGAUUGGCUUCACCAUUUAUACGGCCGUCGGAACGAUGCUGUACUUUUAUCACUUCCCAAAUCCCGGCGACACGGCGCAUCAAGUUGAGAAGCGAAGGGAGCAUAUUGUCGAGGGCCUCUUGUUCCUCAAAGACAUGCGACAAGCUUGGCCGAUGGCUGACACCUGGCGCGAGAAGAUCAAGGCGAUGCAGAUCUUCUACAGCAACAUCAAGGCCGACGGUGAUCUCGCAGUAACGCCCAGCGAACGACGAGAAAUGCGCAACGCAAUCAUCGACUACGGCGCUCUCCAACCCGAUCCCGUCCGUCAGCCCGACGCCGAAAGCACCGACGAACAAAGCGCUACAGAUGGCGAAAAUGACCAGGCCUCGUCAAACGUCGACUUUUCCUUCAUCGCGCCCGCAGACAUUGACCUAUUCGACACAGACUUUGCAUUCGGCAGCAACAUGUACGCGACGUUCGCCGACGCAACGCAGGGCUUCUGGGAGAGUUUCCCUGGAAGUAUGGACAUCGCGGGCGACAUGGUCACGGAGAACUGA